AUGGGAACCGCGGCUGGCAGCGCCUGCGCGGAGGGGCCUGGGGCGGAGCGCGGCCGGCCAGACCCCUUGGAACGUGCUCGUGAUCCCGGCCCGCGUUCCCGGGACGACCCCCAGAUCCUGGCCGGGAUCCCCCGCAACGGGUACCGGCUCGCGGCGGGCCUGCCCUCCCGAGAGCCUAAGGCAGCCCGGGAACUCUGGAGGCGCUGGACCCCCACCUUCUCCUUUGGCGUCCUCACCUACUGCUCCUGGCCUCAGGGUAACGGCUGGAACCAGAGCUGUGGAACCUUCAGGUCCCUGGACGACAUUCCUGACUUUGCCUGGAAGGUCUCAGCUGCAAUUCUCCUUGGAGGAUGGCUCUUGUCGGCCUUCAGUGCAGUUCUCCUCCUGUCCUGGGCCCUGGCCCCCAAAGGGCUGUGUCUCAGAAGGGGCAGUGGCCCAAUGCCAGGGGUGCAGGCAGCUGCAGCCACUGCCAUCAUUGCGGGCCUGCUGGUUUUCCCCAUCAGCCUGGACUCCCCAUUUGCCAAGGAAGCCUGUGGAACCUCCUCCGUGUACUACAGUGGCCAGUGCCAGCUGGGCUGGGGCUAUGUGACUGCUAUCUUCAGUGCAGUCCUGGCUAGCUUUCUGCCUAUGAUUGGGUGGCCCCGCAUGACUCAGGUCCAGGGGAGGACCAUCCUCUUCUCCAGUGACACUGAGAAAAGCAUCCUCAUGCCAGAAAUGAACAAAUAA
Molecule: messenger RNA, 726 nt
Organism: Lynx canadensis (Canada lynx)
Lineage: Eukaryota; Metazoa; Chordata; Mammalia; Carnivora; Felidae
Gene: LHFPL7
Product: transmembrane protein 211
Exons: 5
Coding region: 1-726 (241 amino acids)
Cellular component (GO): membrane
Source: RefSeq, a predicted model, not a curated record